AUGGCCAAUAGGUUCAGCCCCCAUUAUACUUGGUUUUUGUAUGCUUUCACUUGGUUGGUCGGAAACCUUUGCAAUCUUCAUUCGACCGUAAGCAUUCAUUUUGCGAGACGAAAAGUUGUAGGAAAUGAUGCAGAUUUUUACAAGGAAGGUAUUCCACCUGAUCAGCAACGUUUGAUCUUUGCUGGCAAGCAACUUGAAGACGGUCGCACGCUGUCGGACUAUAAUAUCCAGAAGGAGUCGACGCUUCACCUGGUCCUACGUCUACGUGGUGGUGCUAUUGAGCCUACGCUUGCUGCUUUAGCCAAGAAGACAAACUGUGAAAAGCAGAUUUGCCGUAUUUGCUACGCACGUCUCCCGCCUCGUGCCACGAACUGCCGCAAGAAGAAAUGUGGUCACAGCAACCAGCUGCGUAUUAAGAAGAAACUCAAGUAA
Molecule: messenger RNA, 432 nt
Organism: Peronospora belbahrii
Lineage: Eukaryota; Oomycota; Peronosporomycetes; Peronosporales; Peronosporaceae
Source: the annotation of a GenBank genome assembly